Molecule: messenger RNA, 633 nt
Organism: Linderina pennispora
Lineage: Eukaryota; Fungi; Kickxellomycota; Kickxellomycetes; Kickxellales; Kickxellaceae
Exons: 1
Coding region: 29-493 (154 amino acids)
Biological process (GO): protein import into mitochondrial intermembrane space
Cellular component (GO): mitochondrial intermembrane space
Molecular function (GO): protein-disulfide reductase activity
Source: RefSeq, a predicted model, not a curated record
UUCAGUGAUACCCCCAUUGUAAAAUAAAAUGUCGACGAGCUUGGACAACACCACAACCACGCUGGACAGCGUUGAUCUGGGUGCCCGCGAGGAGCCGCAGCAUCAGCAGGAGCAGCAGCAGGAGCAAGAGCAGGAGCAGGCCAAGGAGGAGAAGGAGUCUAAGCAGCAGGACGACUCGCCUUCGCAGGCGUUCGAUCCAGAGACCGGCGAGAUCAACUGGGACUGCCCGUGUCUCGGCGGCAUGGCGCACGGAACAUGCGGUGAGGAGUUCAAGUCGGCGUUCUCGUGCUUUGUGUACUCGGAGGAGGAGCCCAAGGGUAUGGACUGCAUUGACAAGUUCAAGGCCAUGCAGGAUUGCUUCCGCGCCCACCCCGAGGAGUACGGCGAUGAGCUGUUGGACGACGAUGAGGAUGAGCAGGAGCCCAAGGAGGAGCUGGAAAACGAUACUGAUGUCGAAGACAACAGCGAUGAUGAGGAGGCGACCAAGGCGUGAGGCAGUAUAUAUUUGUAACACGGCUACCUCUCUCGCAGCGAACAUCCCUUUCAUCCUUUUCUUUUAAAAUAGACUACAUCCACAUGCCGACAGUGUGUGGCUGCACGCGUUAGUUCGCGAUCUGGUCGAGCGAGAUGAGG